Colletotrichum orchidophilum is the source of this 258-nucleotide messenger RNA. RefSeq lists its product as uncharacterized. The record is from RefSeq and is a predicted model, not a curated record. NCBI's taxonomy places the organism in Eukaryota, Fungi, Ascomycota, Sordariomycetes, Glomerellales, Glomerellaceae. The transcript has a single exon. The coding region runs from base 1 to 258 and encodes 85 amino acids.
AUGGGAAGCCGCCUUUCGCACACAUAUCGCGCGACCCCACCAGUAGGCACCUGGGAGUGUGAUCUACGCACUUUUCCUAACCGAGACCAAGCUGGAUCGCCGGGUACUCGAGAGGCCUGCGGGGGGGACGGACUGGAGGGAACCAAACCAGACGAGCUGAGAGCUAUGCGACAAGGUAUCUCUCCAACCCUUCCCCCCGGUGUCGCAAGAGCCACAGCCAAACCUGAGUCCAAGCUCCCAGUAUCCCGGUCGCUCUAG